Annulohypoxylon truncatum is the source of this 2427-nucleotide messenger RNA. RefSeq lists its product as uncharacterized. Lineage: Eukaryota; Fungi; Ascomycota; Sordariomycetes; Xylariales; Hypoxylaceae. The transcript has 2 exons. The coding region runs from base 239 to 1783 and encodes 514 amino acids. The record is from RefSeq and is a predicted model, not a curated record.
GAUGGGUGCAAACUAGGGUCGGGCGGGGUAGCUAGGUGCAUUUCGUUUGCCUGGUAUCCAUACCUGGGGCACCUCCCCAAGCAACAUGGAUGCUUAUAAUGAACCGUGACUGCCCUGACUGCCUUAGGAAAUCAUCACUAGACUGCCUACCUCUCUAACCUCCCAAACUAAAAACUCCAAAUCAACCAUUAUUUAAAUCCCACCUUGGCGUCUAGUGUGCCUACAUAGAUACUAACUGAUGACACUCAUAAAUCGAUUACAUACAUUGCCGUCACUCGCCAUGGCUCUCGUGCGUCUUCCGAAGGAGUUACUCUUAAAUGUAAUGGCUUGUCUUCGAGAUGCCCCAGACGUUUCGGCCCUGAAAUCCGUUACACGUACAUGCCGAACACUGCACGAGGUAGCCCAGAUUUGUCUGUAUAAUACCGCCUGGUUCACCAAUUCAAUAUCAUCAGACCAAUUCUUAGAGGCCAUUCAUCUUCGACCUGAGCGAAAAGCCCAUGUACGAGAUCUUCGAAUGCUAUUUGAGGAUAUUCUGAUGCCCAAUGUCAUACCAACAUUCGACCUUACCACAUUCCCCAAUUUAACAUCUUUGGUUUUCAAAAGUCCAGUAGGCUUCCACCGUUGGCUCCUUCGGAUGACUAAUUGGAGAGAAAUACUUAGCUACUUCAUGCAACUAUUCAGGCAGGCAUCGCUUCUAAACUCCUCUGUUCAUGCCCCGCAGCCGCUUCAGAACCUAAGAUCACUUGUCCUUCGCUGGCCCGGAGACGGCAAGACGAUGGAGAGGAUAACGCCUACGUGUCCGAUAUUUUUACUUUCCCAACUACACUCUCUGCGUAUUGGCUGCUUCAGAAUCUGCCACGAGAAGCCCAAUGAAUGGGGAGCGGAAAGGCUACAACCAUUCCAUCGUCAGACAAAGCUAAAAUCACUAUUCUUCGAUAAGUGUACUAUUUCCGUCGAGGAUCUACAUGCUGUCCUGUCGCUUCCGAAAGCGCUACAAACUCUCGUGCUUGACGAAAUUCUUCUACCAGGCGACAGUUCAACUAUCAAGGAUUUCAGUCAACUCAACUGUGCCAUUUCACAACACUCCGAGAGUCUAGAACAUCUUACUAUCUGUCUACGCAACCCUUGUUUUGUAAUUACCAAUGCUAUAACCCUCUCGCUUUCCCAUUUUCCCGUACUCUCACACCUUCAACUUAACUUGGCACCGAUGAUGAUAGGACCAGGAUUCUCAGGAUAUUGCUGCCGGUACGUCCUGAAGCCGCCGGUUCCACGCGCCUUACAAUAUCUACGGCUUGGAGUAUACGAUUGGUCUAUAUUCAGGAGCAAUUACCUCAGUGAAACUUUCACGGGAUUGCUGGUAGCCGAUUUAUUGGCUCAGGCCGAGGCUCGUGGUCUGCCCUUCACGCUGGACGUUUCGUUUGCAGGUUACGAUCGAUUCAAUCAUCGCAGCCCGUUUCAUGAUUAUGUAAACCCGCGAUUGCUUUUCGUGAAAAACUUUGAAAAGCAAUGUCGGCAAUUUUUGCAAUUUCUACAAUAUGAAGAAUUGUCUAUUUUAACGAACCUCGUACCGCCACCCACUAUGAUUCGAGUUACUCCGCGUCUACGAGCCCUCGCCCACGAAAUGUGGGAUGACGUACCGCUAUUUUUCCAUCAUGAAGUCCAAUCCCGGUUCGUCGUUCGCUACGAUUCGUCGCAUCCGGACCGGUUUCUCAACAAUAGUUUCUCAGAUAUGGGUAUGUCGCAAGCCCCAUUCCUUCUCAGAGGUGUAGUAGGAGCGAUAUAGAGAACACGACAAUGUUAUUACAAUAGUCCUGAUGCGACGAGCUCGCUUAGAGUAUGACUUCAUAGCGAAGGAAAUUUACUGCACGAAUGUCUUCCUCCGUAUCCCUAUGAUUAGGUCCGAGCACUUGUCAACUCCUUGUUGCCUAGGUACGUAAUCGGAUCCUAUUUACCCCUUUUCCCAGUUCCGCCUGGAUUACUCUACUUACCCUUUCGAUUGUUAAUGAAUGGAAAGUAUUCGCUUCCUUUCCAUCAUAACCAAGUGAAACAAUGGCUGAAAGUGAAGUAUCAAGAGAACCUUAGGAACCUAGGUAGUUGUGGUAGUAUUAUCCUUUUGACUGGCAUACUGAUCCAGUCAGGUAUUAGAGAGAUAGUUACUGUUCAUUUGACCUGGUGGACAAAACCCAGAAUAUAAAGACAUGGACAGUACAUUAAUUUGUACCUGGGUUGCCUUAAGUUGUACCAACAAUGCUAUGGUCUGCAAGUGGUUGAUUGUAACCGAGCCUCUGUGGGUUCUUAGGUGUAUUCCACCUUCUGACGCAUUAUGCCAGUCAAAGAGAUCGCAGUCAGUUUAGUUUCGAACUGACGAGAGCUGAGCAUUCAGCUGAAGUAGAGCAUAGUUUCUCAAUGCAUCUACCUGCAGCUCUG